Messenger RNA from Sporothrix brasiliensis 5110, 2733 nucleotides. RefSeq lists its product as uncharacterized. The record is from RefSeq and is a predicted model, not a curated record. The transcript is spliced from 7 exons. Gene Ontology annotation, molecular function: phosphatidylinositol binding. Bases 1 to 2733 code for a protein of 910 amino acids. Lineage: Eukaryota; Fungi; Ascomycota; Sordariomycetes; Ophiostomatales; Ophiostomataceae.
AUGGCCAACAGACCAACCGCCGUCAGCGGCGCUGGUGGCGGCGUUGCAGUAGCCCCCGCCUCCGCCCAAAGCGCCGUCGACGUCACCAAAUCUUCUGGCGUUGGGGCUGCUUCAACUUCCGCUUCCUCCAUGACUUCGCUGCCACCACCAGGACAGACUCUGACGGGAAAGCAGGAACACUACUUGAAACGAGAGCUCCUGGGCGAACAGGCAAAAUGGGAAAUCUUCGAACUCAACUCGCCGACUGCUCUCCGACGAUUCGGCGCCCCCUUCCGGUCCGACGUGGGCGAGGUCUCCCCGCUCGACUCUAGCCUCCCCAUCCUUCGCUACAUCUUCGUUCACCAUGUCCGCGAGUUCCCAUUCCUCGACAAGGCGAAGGAGAAGGAAUUCUGGCAGGACAAGCUGCAAGUGUUCCUCGAGUCUUUUGCUACGAAAAACAUCUCCUCGUCCGAAGACCGCCUCGAAGAAACCAAGCGCCGAAAGCUAGCUACGAAGGCACAGAAGCUUGUGGAGCUCAUGAUGGUCUCCGGCGUUCGCACCUCGUCUGGCUUUGAAGAGCGGAUUCGAUUCUCCGAACUCGAAAUUGUGGACCGUGAUGCGAUCGAUACUGGUGUCUUGGGAUCCAUUCCCCAGGGCAACUUUGUCAACGGCUGGGAUGUCAACGUGGCAGGUGUUCGCGUAAUAUCGGUCAAGCGCAACAUUCGCUAUCACAAGCAUGCCGAAUUCAUCCUUCGGGUCCAAAGAAAGGGCGAGCUUGAGCACUUUGUUGGCCGUCGCUAUGGCGAUUUUGGACGCCUUUACAAGGCUCUCCGUGCAGAACUGCCGGGGCGGGUCCUGCCGCCCCUUCCGCGGAAGAACAAGACAAGCUCAACAGCUUCUAACAUUAUUGGCGGUCUCAGAGGCUCCAAUGACUCGGAUGUUGACUCCAUCUCCUCGGCCUCGACAAUGACCAGCCCAACAGGGCUCGGCCCUGGCGGUGUUGGAGAGUCACUAAAAAAUCUCACAGUUCGAGUUGCUGCUGGCCAGGAAUCGAAGGCACCAGAGAUUGCCCGGACAAAGGCCAUUCAGGAUUUCCUGACCCGGGAUCCGAUCACCCCACGAGACGAAGACGUCGACGACAUUGUGCGCAGAGUCGAGGUCGACAAGAAGCGCGUGGAGGAGCAGAAAAAAUUCUACGAGAUUGCUCGCAAGCGAGCUGCUGAUCUCGACGUGUACAUGGAACAGUUCCGUCAAGACAUCGUUGAGCGCAAUGGCUUGACUAUGCUGUUCAAAGAGAUCAAGGAGAAGAAGACCAUCGGAGACCUGAGCAUCCAGUACCAAAAGUUUGCCGAGUGGCUCCGGAUCGAAGUUGCCGCUACGAUUUACCAUCUUUUUCUCGCCGAAGAUAACUCACCCGAGCUCUUUUCUCAAGCGAAACGCAUCCAUUCUCUGAUUCCGUACACAAUUAUCAAGAACGUCAUCCGGGUAGCGAAUCCUGCUGCUGUCAUGUCUGGUGUCCUCGACAUCUUUCUGGCACAGCCCUUCGGCACGCGGUCUCUUAUGCAACGCAUCUUCUCCCUGACAUUGAACGAUGGCAUCCGCAACUUCCAAAAAUCUAUCGACUCUUUGGCUGUCAAGAUCGAUGACCCGGUGUUUGUCAGCAAGCUUAAGGCCUACUCGGAUGCCGACCAGGCAAUCAAGGAUAUCAUCCGGGACGAAGCGACCAACGACGACGUCGAUAUUUUGGUCGGUAUUCUGCGCUCCGAGCUGAUCGAACCACCACUCAUGCCCGAGCAAAUUGGACGCCUCUACAACGCGUACGUGGCGUUCAAUUCGGCUGUCGAGAAUGUUGACGAGGAACUGAAGCAAGGUGCCGAGCUCUUCUCCUACCUCAAGCAGCUCAUGAAGCUCUACACGCGCCAGCGUGACAAGGCAAUGAUGUUGAAUCUCAUUGAAGAGCCCGUCACCCUCUCGCUGUUCCGCGACCUGUUCACCAUCUUUUACGAACCCCUUGUUCGCGUCUACAAGUCGGCCAAUGUAUACAGCAGUGUCACCGAUUUUUCCGUCUUCAUGGACGAUAUGAUGCAGGUUGUUGAGAAGUGCAGGGAGCAGGAUGCCUCUGCCGAUCCUAACCAGACUGUGCAGGCGUUUAUCGACCUGUGCCAGCGGCACGAACACAACUUUUACAAGUUUGUUCACGAGGUGCACACACACGACAACGGCCUGUUUACGCAGCUGAUGGGCUGGAUCGAGGGCAUCCUGGAGUUCUUGCGCAAGGGCCCCAAGAACGGCACCCUGGACGUCAACGCGCUCUUUGAAGGCUCUGUCAGCAUGGGGCAAAUUGACAAAGACAAGGCCAUUGCGGAGGUAAACAGUCUCAUUGCGUGGCAGGAAGCGCGUAAGAAGUGGCAUCAGGACAAGACGCGGCAGAAAAUGGCCGCCGAGGGCGGCGGCAGCGACGGUCUGGGCGAGGAUGGCCUGUCUGGUCCCGUCAGUUUCAGCGCCGGCGACUUUGGUCUGAACGCGGCCGACCUCCAGGAGAUGUCCUACGACGAGUUUGAUGAUUCCGAGGACGAGGCGGCGCUAGAAGAUGAGGACGACCUCGAUCCGAUUGAGGCCGAACGGCGCCGCAGAACGAAACGGCAAGACCGCCUCCGGCGGAGCGCGGGCGAACCGACGAAGCCGGUCGUGAGUGAGAUCUACAAGCUCAACGAUAACUUUUUGGCCAUGCUUCGCAAUGUGUUGGCAGAGUAG